AUGGAGCAUCCGCGCAACACGUUUACGGCCGGUGUGGUCAAUGCGAUGCAGAGGCUAUAUCCGCUGGAGUAUGCCGACUCGGCUUGGGACAACGUCGGGCUGCUGCUGGGGAACCUCGAGGAGACGGAGCCAUUUCGGAACCGGGUGCUGCUGACGACGGACCUGACAGCGAGCGUGGUGGACGAGGCGAUCCAGUACGACGUCUCUGUGAUUGUUGCAUACCACCCGAUCAUCUUCCGGGGCCUCAAGGCCAUCACGCCGGCCGACACGCAGCAGGCGUCGCUGCUCCGGCUGGCGCAGAAGAACAUUGCAGUGUACUGUCCGCACACGGCGCUGGACGCGGCCAAGGGCGGCCUGAACGACUGGCUGGCCGACAAGGUGGAGGAGGCGGCGGCGGAGGCUGUGGGCACGGCGGCACACGUGCUGGACGGCAGCCGGCGGACGACGCUGAAGCCGGUGCGCGGACCCGAGAGCGUCGUCGGCUACGGACGCCAGGUGGACCUGCCGGUGGCCGUCGACGCGUUUGCGCUCGUGCGCAGCUUUGCGCAGCGGCUCGGUGGCAUGCGUCACGUGCUGAUUGCGCCGCCGGCAGACUACCGCGACGGCUUGGACGUGGCCGAACACCUGCUCGUGCGCUCGGUGGCCGUCUGUGCCGGGUCCGGCAGCGAUGUGCUCAAGGCGGCCACCUCGGCCAAGAUGCUGCUCACGGGCGAGAUGAGCCACCACGACGUGCUCGCGGCCGUCAGCCGGAACCGCUGGGUCGUCUGCGUGCUGCACAGCAACUCGGAACGCCUCUUCCUCGCCGAGACCCUGCAGGCACAGCUGCAGCACCGCCUCGCCGCCGGCCAUGACGAUGCCAAGGUGCUCGUCAGCCAGAACGACCACGACCCCUUUCUCUUCUGGGAUGUCAGCGAGCCACCGCCGAGCGGACAGAAGCCGCUGCCGGCAGCGUGUGCCAUCUAG
Grosmannia clavigera kw1407 is the source of this 963-nucleotide messenger RNA. Its product is annotated as ngg1 interacting factor. Bases 1 to 963 code for a protein of 320 amino acids. The transcript has 3 exons. Lineage: Eukaryota; Fungi; Ascomycota; Sordariomycetes; Ophiostomatales; Ophiostomataceae. The record is from RefSeq and is a predicted model, not a curated record. Gene Ontology annotation, cellular component: mitochondrion; cytoplasm.